Tuber melanosporum (Perigord truffle) is the source of this 2045-nucleotide messenger RNA. RefSeq lists its product as uncharacterized. The record is from RefSeq and is a predicted model, not a curated record. The transcript has 2 exons. Lineage: Eukaryota; Fungi; Ascomycota; Pezizomycetes; Pezizales; Tuberaceae. The coding region runs from base 1 to 1908 and encodes 635 amino acids. Gene Ontology annotation, molecular function: protein binding.
AUGGCACCGAGGCGCCAUAUAAUCGACAGCCUGUGUCGUUGUUUGUGCCCACAAUUCAAUAACCUGCUUGCCAGCAAAUCCGCGGUAGCCCAAUUCCGCCCUCGAAACCUGUCCACUCCCGCAUCAUUAAGAUGCCUCUCGACCACCCGUCCAACCCACCAAUCCAUCGAUCCAGUGCCCGGGCCGGCAUCACAAACCCCACCACCGGAGCCUCAAGGCGCCCUCCCAUCUGCCGAAGACGGCACCAGCAAGACUUUCUCUAUAUCAAGAACCCGAAUGGUAAACUCGCACCUAACAUGGAACAAACCGGUCAGCUUUGACCGGAAAGAGCGCCCAUUCAUCCGACGUGCCCGGUCAGCGCUUCGUGGCAUAGAGAAAGUCAAAGACCUAGCACACCGUGGCGCAUUCCCAGAGGUCUUUGAUGAGGCCAGGGCCCUCGUGGAGUCUGGAUACGAGCCGGAUCGGGAACUCUACGCAGCGCUGGUCUACGCAUGUUCCAAUUUCCCGGGAUGCCUAAUGCAGGAUUUGGCCCUCAGCCUAGUGAAAGAGAUGAAGGGUCGGGGUAUCCAAUCAAAUACUGAGAUGUAUCACCAUCUACUCAAGUUGUUGGCUACGUCCCCGGACUACCUCAAGCGCGCGGAGGUGCUCAAGGAGAUGAAGGACAAUUGGCAGACGGUGUCGGAUGACGGGUGGCAGUGGGUCAUUGCCGGGCAUCUAAUGGGGGGAAAUUUGGAGCUUGCGUUGGGGAUUAUUGAGGAGCGGAGGGGAAAGGGGUUAGUUGUGCAUAGGAGUACGUAUGAGCAUGCUAUUUACAGGCUUUGUGCGGCUGGGGAGGCGGAGGGGGCGCUGAGGAUCGCGAAGAUGCUGGAUGAUGAAGGGUUCUGGGAGACACCGGCGAAGGUGGUGUAUGAUUUGUUGGUUGUGGGGGCCAAGCAGAUGCAUCUCGACUGCACAAUGUGGUCCUGGUUCCAAAUGAACGACCGCCAACUCUUUAUCCCGGACGACGGCCUUUGCAUACUAACUUUGAACGUCGCCGCUCGUUAUGGCGUCGCAAAACUCGCAACAGACGUCUUUCGCGUCCUCGUGGACCGCAAAUUCGAAUACGGAGAGCACCAUUUUGCCGCCCUGUUGGAAACCUACUUAGUAGCCGACAACCUCCCUACCGCAUUCUCGGUCCUGAAUAUCAUGGAAUCCGCCAACGUGCCGCCAAAACCAAACACAACCCGCAGCAUAGUCAACAAACUGACACAAAACAACUCCCCACGGGACAUCGAAGCGGCAUACGAAAUCCUCCUCGCCCAACGCAAGCUCAAAAACUCUGUCCAUAUUGCAGCCUUGAACACCAUCAUCGCGGCGUUCGUCCGAAUCUCGGACGUCAAGUCCGCUUUCAAUGUAUACAAAGUGAUCCCCAAUUUCGACCUACGCCCGGACCUGCAAACAUUCAAUUGGCUGCUCCGGGGCGCGGCGGAGCAGGGGAGGAAGAAGUUUGCCAUGUGGGUAGUGGCGGAAAUGCAGGAGAUGGGGAUCAAGCCUGGAGAGGAGACGUACGAGAGUCUCGUGCUGGUGUGCGCUGCUCAAGAGGUUAUCAAUGAUGCGUUCGCUUACUUGGAGGAGAUGAAGAAUAUGAGGUUUAAGCCGAGUGCGAGGUUGUAUGAAGCGCUCGCAGUGAGGUGUUGGGAGUUGAAAGAUUGGAGGUUUGAGGGGGUGGUUAAGGAGAUGGAGGAGAAAGGGUAUUCUGCUCGGGGGAUUGUGGAAAUGUCGCACCAGCGGAAGGCUGGGGAGCAGGCUGCGGUAAGGGCGCAGGGGGUCCAGAGAGUGAGAGCCCAGGAGGAUGAGGAGGGGGAAGGCCUCCAGAGGGAUCCUGCCGAUAAGGUUGGAGAGCAGUUAGGGCGUAAACUGAGGUGGUAAUCAUAAUCGGUCACUCGGCGAUUGAAUGUGCUAGGAUGAGAUUGUUUUUUCUUCUCCUUUUGUAAAAUUCUAGAUUUUCUGCCAAAACACCGGCAGGGACAGCUGGGUGUGUACAUGAUACGGUAAAAGCCAAGGAA